AUAUUUCACAAUUGUCUUGAAUAUAUAAAACAAAUACAAACAAAGCAAAAAAGUAGUUCGCAUAUUUCAUCAAAAAACACAACUCGUUUUUAUACAAUUCGUUUAAAAUAAUAAUAUUAUUGUUAAAAUAAUAGAUCACCUGUUAGUUAAGUUUUAUUUAAUAUAAGAAGCAACAAAAAAUGGCUGCCAAUACAAAUUCGAAUAGUCCAGCAUGCCCAUGGGGUCAAAUUACCAAACCCGCAGUGGAACCCAUGAAUUUUGCAACGAUUGUCAAAACUCAAAAACUAGAAAAAGAACUAAAGCUGGAAACGGAAAGGGAGAAACGAAAACUACGAGAGAAACAAGAUCUAGAAGAGGCCUUAGUGCGCAGUUUGGAGGAUGCCACAAAAUUGGAGGACGACACUUGGGACUUUGUUGACAUGGAGGAAUUCGAUGCUAAUUUGCCUCCUGAAGUGUUGGCAUUUCUAAAAAGUGAAGAGGAAGAAUUAAUGGCACAGGAAGCGGCAGCUUCGACUGUCUGUGAUUCAGAUGCUGUUAUUGCUCAAAUGUUGCAGGCUCAAUUCGACAAGGAGUACAACGAAGAUUUGAAACGUAUAGAGAAGGCUCACAAUAAACAAUCGAAGGUUACGGUAUGUUUGGAUAAAUAUCGCAAGACCUAUUUGAAGGAUGUUGGAGAAGAAUUGGAAGAUAAUUAUGAGGAUGAACCAUUACGUGAUAAAAGUGACUGGGAUCGUUUUGAUGCCAAUGAACGUUUACUAGAGGCCAUACCCAAAUGUGGUUAUACGGUCGACAAAGAAGGUGAAAUGAUUACUAAACAUGAUGAAGAAUUGUGCGGUGUGCGCAAUGCCUGCCGUAUGAUGUCAUUUCCUUUGGAGUUUGCUACCGGUGAUGGUGCUGGUUUCGAAAUGAAGCUAUCCAAUAGGGUUUUUAAUCAACUUAAGACACAUUCGCGCAAAAGCUAUAAAAAAACUCAUCGUAUGCAGGAUCGUAAGGAUAAUGCAGCAACCGCUGAAAUGGGCGUUGAUGGCCGUACACGUUUGUUGCUGUAUAAAUUAAUCAAUAAUCAAAUAUUGGAACAAAUCAAUGGUAUUAUUUCCACCGGCAAAGAAGCCGUCAUUUUGCAUGCCAAUUCCGAUCCUACAUUCAUCGGCGAUGAUCCCGAUCAUCCGCAACUAAUGCCCAAAGAAUGUGCGGUAAAAAUUUUCAAAACUACUUUAAACGAUUUUAAACAACGUGAUCGUUAUAUCAAAGAUGAUUAUCGCUUUAAGAAUCGUUUCAAUGUUCGUUUUAGUAAGCAAAAUAAUACGAUCAUUAUCAAUAUGUGGGCCGAGAAGGAAAUGCAUAAUUUAAUGCGUCUUCAUAAUGCCGGCAUAAGAUGUCCUGAAGUGGUUAUAUUGAAAAAUCAUGUUCUUGUUAUGUCAUUUAUUGGUGAGAACAAUAGAGCAGCGCCCAAAUUAAAGGAUGCUAUAUUGACUACGGCUGAAUGGAUUGCUGCCUAUGAUGAGGUAGUCGAAGCCAUGCAUAAGUUGUAUAAUGAAGCCAAGUUGGUUCAUGCUGAUUUAAGUGAAUAUAAUAUUCUUUGGCAUGAGGGAAAAUGUUGGUUUAUUGAUGUGGCUCAGGCUGUUGAACCGCAACAUCCAUCGGCUUUGGAAUUUUUAAUGAGGGAUUGUAAUAAUAUAAUAACGUUCUUCAGCAAGAAAGGUGUUCCUGGGUGUCAUACAAAGGAGGCAUUAUUUGAGCACAUUACCUCCCUGAAUGCUGAAACGCUUGAUGUAGCCCAGUUGGAACGUAUCCAUACUAAAGGUGCCAAUAUACAAUUGGCCACUGCACCCAAUCAAGAUGAUUGUCCAGCUGAAUUGAAACCUCUAGAAUAUCCCUUUGAUCUGGCUUGGGAAAAAACUAUUGAAAAGAACAGUAGUAUUGAGAAUGAUGUGAUUAUUGAUCAGGCAGCUAAUGCCAUGAAUGUCCUUAAUAUAGAGUGUCGUUUGCAGUCCGCUUUAAACGAGUCUAAAGAAGAGAACAUGCCACAACCUAUUGCUGCUAUUUCUAACACUUAUACUGCCACAGAAUAAGUUUGGAAAUGUUUAAAAUAUUAUGAAUAAUAUAGAGUUGAGUAUAACUCAGUUUUCUUUGUAACUGAUGGAAGUAAAAUAAACUAUUUUUACUGUUAAUAUAGAAUAUGGACAUAAAUGAAAAACCAUA
Messenger RNA from Lucilia sericata (common green bottle fly), 2202 nucleotides. Its product is annotated as serine/threonine-protein kinase RIO3. Bases 180 to 2072 code for a protein of 630 amino acids. The transcript has 3 exons. Gene Ontology annotation, biological process: maturation of SSU-rRNA; protein phosphorylation. NCBI's taxonomy places the organism in Eukaryota, Metazoa, Arthropoda, Insecta, Diptera, Calliphoridae. Gene Ontology annotation, cellular component: preribosome, small subunit precursor; cytosol. Gene Ontology annotation, molecular function: protein serine/threonine kinase activity; ATP binding. The record is from RefSeq and is a predicted model, not a curated record.